GAUAAACUAGUGGACAGCCCUCAGGAAUGAUGUCCUUUUGCCACAAUGUAAUUAAUAUUUCCUGUGAGAAAAGCAGCUGGUCGAAUGAUGUCCGAGCUUCCCUGUAUAGUUUAAUGGUGCUUAUAAUUCUGACAACAGUGGUUGGCAAUUUGAUAGUUAUUAUUUCCAUAUUGCACUUCAAGGAACUUCACACCCCAACCAAUUGGCUCAUUUAUUCCAUGGCCACUGUGGACUUUCUGCUGGGGUGCCUGGUCAUGCCUUACAGCAUGGUGAGAUCUGUUGAGCACUGCUGGUAUUUUGGAGAAGUCUUCUGUAAAAUUCACACCAGCACGGAUAUUAUGCUGAGCUCAGCAUCCAUUUUUCACUUGUCCUUCAUUUCCAUUGACCGCUACUAUGCCGUGUGUGACCCAUUGAGAUACAAAACCAAGAUCAAUAUCUUGGUUAUUUUUGUGAUGAUCUUCAUUGGUUGGAGUAUUCCUGCUCUUUUUGCUUUUGGAAUGAUCUUUCUGAAACUAAACUUCAAAGGCACUGAAGAGAUGUAUUACAAAUACGUUCACUGCAUAGGGGGUUGCUCUGUCUUCCUCAGCAAAACAUCAGGGGUUCUGGCCUUUAUGACUUCUUUCUACAUACCUGGCUUGAUUAUGUUGUGUGUCUACUGUAGAAUAUAUUUCAUAGCAGAAGGGCAGGCAAGAUCAAUUGAUGCAAAUCAGAAGCUUCAAAUUGGAUUGGAAGAGAAAACUAGAAUUUCACAAAGCAGAGAAAGGAAAGCUGCAAAGACUUUAGGGAUUGUGGUGGGAGUUUUCCUAACAUGCUGGUGUCCUUUCUUUGUCUGCACAGUCAUGGAUCCUUUCCUGGACUAUACAAUUCCACCGACCUUGAAUGAUGCAUUGGUUUGGUUUGGCUACUUGAAUUCCACUUUUAAUCCAAUGGUUUAUGCGUUCUUCUAUCCUUGGUUCAGAAGAGCACUGAGGAUGAUUCUAUUUGGUAAAAUUUGUCAGAAAGAUUCAUCUAGGUGCAAAUUAUUUUUAGAAUCAAAUCCAUAG
Camelus dromedarius (Arabian camel) is the source of this 1043-nucleotide messenger RNA. RefSeq names its product trace amine associated receptor 1 (gene TAAR1). The coding region runs from base 27 to 1043 and encodes 338 amino acids. Gene Ontology annotation, molecular function: trace-amine receptor activity. NCBI's taxonomy places the organism in Eukaryota, Metazoa, Chordata, Mammalia, Artiodactyla, Camelidae. The record is from RefSeq and is a predicted model, not a curated record. The transcript has a single exon. Gene Ontology annotation, biological process: G protein-coupled receptor signaling pathway. Gene Ontology annotation, cellular component: membrane.